ACUACUUUCUUUCAAUGAUAAACACCAACAAUUAUAAUUUACAUGAAUGUUGCUUUCUUUUCCUCUUUUCUUUGUGUCAUUAGUGUUUCUCAAGAGGUUUUCCAGAGAAACGAUCAAAUGACAAGGUAUUGAUAGACGAUUUCGUUCAGCUUUCGAAAUAUUCUUUAAAAUAUUUGACAUUAGUCCUACAUUGUGAUGCGUAGAGAUACAGUGCAGUUCAACUAUAUAUACCCAGACUGCCUCUCCGCUGUUAGUUGUCAUACGGACAACGAAAUCUAAAGGUUCCACGUCAAUAUAAUGAUUAAUUUUUGUGCUAUUUUUAGAAGAAGCAUUUAUAGGACUGCAAAUUAUGUCAAUGAAAAGUAUUGCAAGUAUGAUAGUGGGCCCAGCGCAGGGUGACAGUUUUGAUAUUAGCUCGGAAGAAAUUAUUAUCCAUUCCGCAUCGGACUCGACCUCCGUUUUAAGGGAAAAUGGCAGCCCCCGCGAAUGUCAACAAAGGAAAGACACUCGUGUGGAGCCCCGGGGGAUAGAAAACAACAGUGAGGUACUCGAAGGGAGUGAGUCGGAAAAUCAGUGCGAUGCAGCAGAGAAAAAGAAGAGGAGGAGGCGUCUGAAAGGCGGAAAACAUCACAGAAAAUGGAAACCGUACGAAAAGUUAAGCUGGAACGAGCGCCGCGAGCUUGAAGAGAGGGAGACGCAACGAGCAACUCAGAAACGCGAAGAGGCGUUCGCACAUGGCCACCCCAUAGCGCCUUAUAACACGACCCAGUUUCUCAUGGAAGAUCAUGGAAAGGCGGAUCCAAAUAUUGGAGACGGAUUGCUUGACAGAAAUAAUUCUCGGGAAUCGAUCGAUGGGAGCGGAUCCACGAGUGACAGUUCAGAGGAAAUGUAUUCGGAGGAGGAAGAAUUCAUGGAAAAAGAAUUUGCAGAGACGUACGAUAGUAUGCAUGCAGAGAGGCUGCAGAAAAUGAGCAAGGACGAAUUAAUUAAGGACUAUAUAGAAAUGGAAACGAAACUGGACCGACUUCAGAAGCGGUUUGAGAGACGAAGCAAGCGCAAUAAUAACACGGCAGAUGAUAGUUCUGGUUCACUGAGCAGCGGCGGCGAAGAGUUCGUUGAUAUGGACGUGGUUCGAAAACUAGAAGCGGAACAAGGAAAACUGAAGGAGGAAAAUGAAAAUUUAAAAACAGAACUUUUAAAAAUGACCAAGAAAUCCAGUUGAUAGUUCCAAUACUGUAUUUAUAUUUUUAAAAAAAAAAUCAGGAGAAAAAUGAGGCAAUGUGUGGCAUGUCUAUCAUUGAAUAUUUUCUUUUGGAAAUUAGUGAUUUUUUUUUUUUUAAUAUAAGGGGUUGGAAUAUUCUGGUAUACUUUAUAUUUCUUUAGAAAACAAGGUGGGUUUGAUAUUUUUACGAUAAUUACAUUUACUAAUACUAUGCAAUGUGUUUUCUGAUGUUUAAAAAUGCAGGAAGAGAUUAAAUAUCUUUUUUAAAUGAAUUCUGAUCCUCUAGAAGGGAGGGAUUUUCAGAUAGAAAUAUAUUUUAACGAACCAGAAAAACUUGUCUGAAAGAUGUAAGGGUUUAUAUGUUGAGAAGGGAAAGAGUGGUUUUAGUGUGCAGCAAAUAUGUGUGCCAUAUAUUGUGUUCAUCAAAUCAUGGCAUUAUUUAGUGUUUUUAAAUUCAUAUAUUUUUUAUGAAUUUUUUUUUAUGAAAUAAAAAAGAUAAAGUAAAAAAAAAAAAUCAAGUUGAUCUCAUUACUUUUUAGUUAUUUUUGUUAUAUUAUUAUAUACUUAUUGUUGGUUUCUAUUGAAGCACAAUAUUUGUGAAAACAUGGUGUACCACAACGUCUUUCCUUUUUCAACAAUACUGAUGCAUAAGUAUUGACCAUAUAUUCUGUUAUUUUAUGUUGAAUGUCGUGGGGGGAAACUGCAUGAAACUGACCACCAUCAGUAGAUAAAAACCAUUAAGCAGACUCUCUACUGCCAAUGUUGUUGGCUGGAAAGGAACUAAUUAAACAAUUGGUACUUGUAUGGUAAAGAUUUGCCAACAGCUGGUUUAAAUGUUGGAGUUGUGUUGGCCAGGUUUUAGUGAGUAAACCAUUUAUUAAUAUCUCUACAAUAUAUGCAGAUCUUGAAUACUCUUGUAUAUAUUGUCAGUGGCAAAAUGUAUGAAAGAUUUAGUGCUGUUUGUGAAAAAGUGCCAAGUCCUUAAGAAAGAUCCGGGACAUUAAGAAUAGGAGUUGAUUUUCAGUGCUUUAGAUUAUGCAUGUUCUAAAAUUCUUUAAAACAUUGGAAAUGUAAAAUGUGUUUUAAGGGGCCAGAUUUCUUUUCUCUCCAAAUGUACAAGUGCUGCAAGAAUUCAAGGUGGUGUUGCUGGUGUAAGACUUUUUUCAAAAGUACCAUUAGUAACACUGGGCAUUUAUUUUGGUAAUGUUUGUAUGUCAUGAUGUUUAAAAUUUGUUUUAAUAAAAAUAUGAAUUUAA
Molecule: messenger RNA, 2478 nt
Organism: Ostrea edulis (European flat oyster)
Lineage: Eukaryota; Metazoa; Mollusca; Bivalvia; Ostreida; Ostreidae
Product: protein HEXIM1-like
Exons: 1
Coding region: 350-1222 (290 amino acids)
Biological process (GO): negative regulation of cyclin-dependent protein serine/threonine kinase activity; negative regulation of transcription by RNA polymerase II
Cellular component (GO): nucleoplasm; nucleus; cytoplasm
Molecular function (GO): 7SK snRNA binding; cyclin-dependent protein serine/threonine kinase inhibitor activity
Source: RefSeq, a predicted model, not a curated record